GGGAUAAAAGUUGAAAUUUGUAAGGCGGACGGUGAUUGGUCAGCUUUAGUUUCGUUUCCCGCCAUUUUUGUGGCCGCCAUCUUUGUAAUCUGGAAGGUGUGAACGCGAUGUCUGAGCAGAGCGAAAACGGGUCCUCUGACUCUCCUACUGAGGAGGCAACACCAACAUCAAGUCCUCAGAAGAGUCCACAGAAGGCAGCUACGCCCAAGAAAGAAACACCUAAGAAAGAAACGCCCAAGAAAGAAACACCCAAGAAGGAAAAACCCAAGGAGGAACAACCCAAUGAGGAGGAUGAAGAUGAUGAAAGUAGUGAUGAGGAAUUAGUUGGCCUUUUAGAGAAGGACCCUGUGGUGGAAGGGAAGAGACAACGGAAGAAAACAGAACGUCUUGAGGUGGAGGUCAUCACCACCCCAAAGGAAGAGUUCAGGAUUCCAGAGGGCAAGGGGACCAAACUGGGUGAAAUUGAGAGAGUUGAAUGGCAGCUACAGCGGAACAAGUCAGAGGACCUGAAGCCACUGCACAGAAUUUUGUUUAACAAGGGUGGAGCAGCAACUGUGAUCAAGAGACACAUACGUCAGUUCAGUGGCUUUGAUUUCGAGAAAGAUUCCAAGGAGUAUGAGAAGAAGAAGGAACAGAUUUUGAGGUACACUGUUGCAGCCUUGAAGUACUUUUGUGACACGUUAGACAUUGAGAAGAAAGGCAACAGGGAUGAGUUGGUGGAAAAGCUCAUGGAAUUUCUGAUGGAACCGGUAUCAUCCGGAAAGGCCAUCCCACAGCCUAAGAAGAAAAGAGGCAGGAAGAAGAAAGGAGAGGGCAAAGCUGACAAAGAGGAAGGGGGUAAAAAGAAGAGGAGAAAACAGAAGGCGAAAUCUGACGAGGAAGUGGAGAAUGACGAUGAUGACUCAAGUGACGAGGAGGAAGAAGAGGAAGAGAAGCCCAAGAAGAGAAAGGCAGAUGUCCCCAAGAAGGCUCCAAAAAAGACACCCAAGAAGACACCAAAGAAACAACUGAAGGUGAAAAUGCAGAAGCCAACACCCAAGAAGAAACCAGCUGUGGAGAUCAGUUCAGAUGACGACGAAUCGGAUGAUGAACCCUUGGCCAAGAAAAUCAAGAAACCUCCCACGAAUGCUGAGCUCAAAGAUGUUGUGAAGAAGAUACUGGAAGGGGCCAACUUGGAGGAGAUAACCAUGAAGUCUGUCUGCAAACAGGUGUACGAGAAGUAUCCAGACUUUGACUUGACAGACAGGAAAGAUUUCAUCAAGACUACUGUCAAAUCGAUCAUCUCCUGAGGAAAAUACUGCAACAAAUGGAAGGAAAAGGGGACCCUGUAACUUAGCCUGAGAUAUGACCAAGGACAUAUUUUUAAACUCCAAUUUCUUCAUCAAUGUAGAUCAUGCCGCGUGACAGUAGAGUAAUUUUUCCGUUUUUAUUGUUAUUUUGAUAAACUAUUUAGAUAACAAUGUUUUUAGCACCAGAAGUAUUUUCUUCUAGAUUGUCUUCAUCUGUCUUAAUAAUUGGCCGCUAUAAAUAGUAUUGCAAUCAGGUCAAGGAAAUUGGAUAAUAGAACAAAUGUGGUGAGAGAUUAGUGCCAAGAAUUCCAAUACAAACUGUAGUCUACCUGUGUAUGUGUCGUCUUGUGCUUGUAGUAUACGUACAGUGUGGCCUAUUAAACCAUUUUUACCAAUUUGUCA
Branchiostoma belcheri (Belcher's lancelet) is the source of this 1691-nucleotide messenger RNA. RefSeq names its product protein DEK-like. Gene Ontology annotation, cellular component: nucleus. The record is from RefSeq and is a predicted model, not a curated record. Bases 108 to 1289 code for a protein of 393 amino acids. NCBI's taxonomy places the organism in Eukaryota, Metazoa, Chordata, Leptocardii, Amphioxiformes, Branchiostomatidae. The transcript is spliced from 13 exons. Gene Ontology annotation, molecular function: DNA binding; histone binding. Gene Ontology annotation, biological process: regulation of double-strand break repair; chromatin organization.